AUGCUGUCACCCCUCUGGCAUAGUGCCUACUGGCCUAUAUUGUGCCUACGGGGCUAUGUUGUGCCUUCGGGGCUAUUACUGCCUACGGGGCUAAUACUGCCUACGGGGCUAUUACUGCCUACGGGGCUAUUACUGCCUACGGGGCUAUUACUGCCUACGGGGCUAUUACUGCCUACGGGGCUAUUAUCUGCCUACGGGGCUAUUACUGCCUACGGGGCUAUUACUGCCUACGGGGCUAUUACUGCCUACGGGGCUAUUACUGCCUACGGGGCUAUUACUGCCUACGGGGCUAUUACUGCCUACGGGGCUAUUACUGCCUACGGGGCUAUUAUCUGCCUACGGGGCUAUUACUGCCUACGGGGCUAUUAUCUGCCUACGGGGCUAUUACUGCCUACUGGGCUAUUAUCUGCCUACUGGGCUAUUAUUUGCCUACGGGGCUAUUUACUGCCUACGAGGCUAUUUCCUCUAGGUGGCUGA
This is a messenger RNA of Leptosia nina, 477 nucleotides long. NCBI's taxonomy places the organism in Eukaryota, Metazoa, Arthropoda, Insecta, Lepidoptera, Pieridae. The record is from the annotation of a GenBank genome assembly.